Messenger RNA from Paramecium tetraurelia, 2646 nucleotides. RefSeq lists its product as uncharacterized. The record is from RefSeq and is a predicted model, not a curated record. NCBI's taxonomy places the organism in Eukaryota, Ciliophora, Oligohymenophorea, Peniculida, Parameciidae. Gene Ontology annotation, cellular component: intracellular membrane-bounded organelle; cytosol; membrane. Gene Ontology annotation, molecular function: sterol binding. The transcript is spliced from 9 exons.
AUGGAUUUACGCUCAACAGUUUAUCUUCCAUCGAAGUAAAUAAGUGAAGGAGAAAUAUAAGUUAAGGGAAAAACCUUAGGGAGAUGGAAAACAAAGAAGUUUAUUAUUGAUGAAGAUCAAAGAAUCUUUGCAUUAAAAAGCUCGUAAGCAAAAAAGAAGUUAAAGCCUUUCUACUUAUAAUAUUACAAAUUAGAGGUACGAGAGAAAAAAAAAGAUAAGAUUUCAUUUGAUUUGAUUUCUAAGGCAGGAGGCAAAAGUGUGACAUUGGGAAUCCAAAAUGAAUAAUAAGCUAAUUUGAUAAUCAAUUUGUUGUAAAAAUUGAUAUCGAAGGAAGAUUCUAUUUAGAAAUAAGCAUAAGAAGAAUAAUUAUUAAAGUCAUAAAUUGAAUAACCCGUGGAAAAUACUUAAAAUUUGGCUUAUGAGAAAAUAGAUUAUGAAAUACCUUCUUUUUUCGAUACAAGUGAAAUUAGAGAAAAUAUUUCCUAAAUAAGGAGGGGACAAUAACGAUUAGAGAAGUUUUAAGUGGUUUAGAAGGAGCAAGCAUUCACAAUUUACAAAAAUGUUGAUAACCAUCAUCAAUUUGUAACUUUUAUAGAAUUCAUGGGGGAUUGCUGUGAUUUGAUAGUUCAGAAUUUAUCAGAUAACAACAAAAUAAAUUAAUGGAAUCCAUACGUGUCUCAAGCCGAGUCUAUGGUAGUGAAAGAAUUAGCUGAAGACAAAUCCUUUUAAAUAUGUGAGAUUCGUUAAUUGACAAAUCUCUUUGUAUUUAAGCGAGAAUUUCAAUAUUUAAGACAUCAUCUGAAAAUAGACAAUAUUGAUUUUAUUGUUUAAAAGCAGAUUGAUUAAAGACCAAAAACUAAAUGUUAUCAAGGAAGUUUGAAAUACGGUUUAUGGAGUAUUCAAUACAAAAAUAAUGUGACUAAAGUGUGUUAUGUGACAGAGCAAUCAGUAUAGGGUUUAUCCUAUCCAGAUGAAGAUUCUUAUCUCAUUUAGGUGUUUUUACAAUAAAUUUAAAAUAUAAACAAGUAGUACAUUUAAAAGACAAUUAAAUAAGACCCACCUCAAAAUUCAGUUGAGAUUCCUCAAAUCAAUAAAGCCAUUAUAUAGGAGUAGCAAUUGUAAGGAGGAGAACCUUAAAUAUAAAAAUAGCAACCUGAUCAACAAUAAUUACCUUCCCAAAUUAAAGUUGUUUAACAAAGUGAAAAAUAGAAUUAAGAAGAGGAUGAUUAAUUUUUUGAUUGUGAAGAAGAAGAUGCAAUAGAUGAGAUGAAUGACAAGUUAUUUAUUGUUGAAACCGUGGAUAAUAAAUAAUUGAUUCAAGAUGAAGUUGUAAAAGAUGUUUACGAAUAAAAUGCAAGAAGACAAUCUAUAUUGCCAGUCUAAAUUGAUACUUAAGAUAAUAAUGAAUAAGAAUGGGUAGAUAAGAAAAUGAAAUUAGUAUUAUCAGGAGGUUAUUGCUCACUCUCAAUAAAUGUGAAACAUCAAUUGUUGCCUAAAGAAAAAGGGUAGAAUAGAUAGUUUUUGACUUAAUAAGAAGGAGGACACUAUAUAUUUAGGAAAGAUUUCAUUAGAGAAGAUAAGAACGGGGGUUUGAAAGUCAUCAAUGAAGAGAAAUUAGCUGCUUAAAAGGCAGUAAUUAAAUUUCUCAUUACCAGAAUUGGAGCAUCAUUGUUGAUGGGAAAAUCUAUUACUGGUAUAUCAAUGCCAGUCUCAAUUUUCGAAGCUCGUUCUAAUACUGAAAGAGUUUGUAGUAGUUUGGGAUUUGCGCCAAUAUAUUUAGAGGAUGCUGCUCAGUCCUAAGAUAUUUAUUACAGAAUCAAAUAAUGUGCAGCAUUUCAAUUUGGAUUCAUAUUUAUGUAUAUAUCUUGUGAGAAACCUUUUAAUCCAAUCUUGGGUGAAACUUUCCAAGGGUUUUAUGACAAUUGUCCAAUCUAUUGUGAAUAGAUCAGCCAUCAUCCUCCAAUAUGCGCUAUUCAAAUGUAUGGCAGAUCAUAUAAAAUUGAUGGACAAUUGGAAUUGGUGGCUAAUUUUCAUUCUAAUUCUGUUGUUGGUAGAAAUGUUGGAACCUUUAAGAUUACUUUUGAAAAUCCACAUUAAGAGAUUUUAUUGACAUUCGCUCCAGGUAGUCUGAAUGGGACAACAUAUGGUGAUAAAGUCCUUAAUUAUCUUGAAAAAUAAUUCAUAAUAGAUUUGAAAAAUAAAAUUAUAUUGGAAACUACAUUCAAUCCUGAUAAAAAAUAUUGCCAAUAUUUUGAAGUUGAAUAUGUGAAUCAACUGGAUUAUUUAUGUGGAGCUAUUUGUGAUGUGAAUGAUUCAGCUAUUUUGAGAUAUUAAAAGGAAGGUUUUAGAAAAUACAAAGGAUUGGAUUUAAAAAAUGAUAUUAAAUAGGUCAAACACAAGAUUAAGGGUAUUUGGAUUAAUGAAUUGAAAGUUGAUAAUCAAAAAUUAAUAUCUAUUCAAAAUGAUUAUCCAGUUAAAAUUUAAUUGGCUUAAUUCCCAAUACCAUCAGACGCUACUUUCAGAAUGGAUCUUUUAUGGUGGAAGUUGAGAAACUUCGAUUAAUCCUAGUAAUGGAAGGAGAAAUUGGAGAUUCUUUAACGAUAAGACAGAAAAUUGAGAGAAUAGAAGUCAAAAAAGAAAAAAUGA